AUGGCGAGAAUCGGCGUCGAUGUCGGGGGGACGUUCACCGAUCUCAUCCUGGAGACGGAUGGCGCCGCGAGCGACGGCGACGACGCCGGCCGGAUCUUCGUGCAUAAGGUGCCGAGUACGCCGGAAGACCAGUCGCGCGGAGUCAUCCAAGGCGUUCUCGAGAUCUGCGUCGAGGCAGGCAUUGCGCCGGGCGACAUCGAGCAAAUCGUGCACGGCACGACCAUCGCGACGAACACGGUGAUCGAGUAUUCCGGCGCCGAGGUCGGAAUGCUCACCACACGAGGCUUUCGUGACAUCCUGCACAUGGCGCGGCACAAGCGGCCCCACAACUUCUCCGUGCAGUUCGACGUGCCCUGGCAGUCGCGCCCGCUGGUCAAGCGCCGAAACCGCAUCCCCAUCACCGAGCGCAUCCUGCCGCCGGAGGGCAGCGUCGAGACCGCGCUCAACGAGGACGAGGUGCGCGCCGCCGCCGAGCUGCUCAAUGCUCGCGACGUUGACGCCAUCAUCGUCUGCUUCCUCUUCGCCUUUCUGAACGAUUCGCACGAGCGGCGCGCCAAGGAGAUCGUCAAGGAGGUGAUUCCCGAUGCCUACGUCAGCUGCUCCUCCGAGGUGGUUGACGUGAUCCGGGAAUACGAGCGCUUCUCGACGGCGGCGAUGAACGCCUUCAUCGGCCCCCGCACGUCCUUCUAUCUCAACAAUCUGGCGACGGCGCUGAAGGAGAAUGGCGUCGAUGCCCAGAUUCGCGUCAUGCAGUCCAACGGUGGCGUGACCACGCUUGCCGGCGCGGCCGAGCGCCCGGUGACGAUCCUGAUGUCCGGGCCCGCUGGCGGCGUCAUCGGUGGCCAGUGGGCGGGGGACAUGUCGGGCGUGCGCAACCUGAUCACGGUCGAUAUCGGCGGCACGUCGGCGGACAUCAGCGUGGUGCCGGACGGCGAGGUCCGCAUCAUGAACCCGCGGGACACGCAGGUCGGCGGCUACCCGGUCUGGCGCCGAUGA
Messenger RNA from Geodia barretti, 996 nucleotides. The record is from the annotation of a GenBank genome assembly. NCBI's taxonomy places the organism in Eukaryota, Metazoa, Porifera, Demospongiae, Tetractinellida, Geodiidae.